Molecule: messenger RNA, 663 nt
Organism: Penicillium robsamsonii
Lineage: Eukaryota; Fungi; Ascomycota; Eurotiomycetes; Eurotiales; Aspergillaceae
Product: DJ-1/PfpI family protein
Exons: 2
Coding region: 1-663 (220 amino acids)
Source: RefSeq, a predicted model, not a curated record
AUGUCUGAAUCACGGGACAAAUCCGCCCCUCUCCGCGUGGGCGUGGUGCUAUUCCCCGGCUUUCAAGCCCUGGAUGUAUUCGGCCCAGUGGACUGCAUCAAUGUCCUCUCAUGGAGCCACAACGUGACCUUGGCACUUAUAUCCUCAACCCUAGAGCCAGUGUCAACAAAGCCACCGGCAUUAGCCAUAGCCAUAGGUCAAAGCGUGGUCCCAACCCACACCUUUAAGACGGUGCCUUGUUUGGAUCUGCUUCUCGUCCCUGGUGGCCUUGGAACGCGCGGCUCAAGCCCAGCAAUCGAAGAAGCGAUCUCGUACAUCCAAAAUGUAUAUCCUGAACUGAAAUAUCUCGUCACGGUGUGUACUGGGUCGGGGCUUGCGGCGCGAGCUGGCGUUCUAAAUGGGAAGCGUGCCACAACGAAUAAGAUGGCCUGGGCUGAGACUACGAGGUUGGCGGCGAAUGUUAAUUGGGUUCCUCGUGCAAGAUGGGUCGUUGAUGGUAAUGUUUGGUCUUCUUCCGGGGUUAGCGCUGGGAUUGAUGUCACUCUUGCUUGGAUUGAAGAGAUCUAUGGGAGCGAGGUGGCAAGGAAGAUCUCGAAUAGCACGGAGUAUACUCGACAUGAGGAUCCUAGUCACGAUCCGUUUGCUGAACUGCAUGGCCUCUGA